Molecule: messenger RNA, 192 nt
Organism: Peronospora matthiolae
Lineage: Eukaryota; Oomycota; Peronosporomycetes; Peronosporales; Peronosporaceae
Source: the annotation of a GenBank genome assembly
AUGAGCGGCAGUGAAUAUCCGUAUCCCAAGUACACGUGGUCUCCCGCUGGCGGCUGGUGGGCCAAGACGGACAAAUGGCAGCGCAAGACGGGCUUGGCGAUCGUCGUGUUGGCUGCAGUGGCCGCUCCAUUGGCGCUGUAUUCGAGGGCGAACCACAUCAAGUUCCCAGCUGAAGAGCGCCGCAAACUCUAG